CACUGAUCGAAUGUUCAGUUCUACAUUUAAAGCGUAGUUUGUCGCACACGGAAUGGUGCGCGAGUGCAAUCGACUGCAAUAAUUAAACAAAUCGCCAGCGUGCCACUACUAGUAAAAUUGCAAUAGCCUAGCGGGGAAAAUUGACGAGCAAUUGAAUUAGCAAAGUAACAAACAUUUUCACAAACCACGUAACGUAACACAUGUGCGUGCGUGUGUGUGUGGGUGCGAGCGAGAGGCAGUGUGUGUCAAAAUGACAGCAGUAGCAACAACGAAAACAACAACAAUAGCAACAGAAGCAGCAGAAAUCAAAUGAACAACAACAACAGCCUACUUAACCAGCUGUGCGAGGUCGCUUCAGACCCCCCUCCCACCUUUCCCACAGAAAACUGAAAAAGCAAAACCACAUUUGACGAAAGUAAAAUCAAAAUUGUUCUGUUCCCUGUGGCAAGCAACAUCAAGCUCCAAAUUGUCAGUUACGUUAUCAAAACUCAAAACACAGCAAGGGUGUUAUGAACAUACUAAAUCCAGGCAAAUUCAAGUGUAUCGUAUUUAAUCAACUGCGUCACACUUGGACGUUUCUUUUGUUUAUCUGCGAUUUCCUGGCCAAGAUUUACCGGACGCCUCGUAUAACUGACCACCAGGAGCAGCUGGCCAACCAUAAUAAUAAUAACAACAACAAUAAUAACGAUCUGAUCAUGGAACAGGACAUGCCAGAGGAGGAAGUGGGUCAGCCAGAGGAGGCUCUGCCGCAGCAGGACAACGGUGAGCAUGUCGCCCGCUUCAAUGCCAUUCAGGCUGCCGUGGAGCUCAUGGACGCAGCCAGCGAUUUGGACGAGGAAGAAGAUGAGGAAGACGACGACGUGGACGUGGACUACGGCGAUACCGACUCGGACUCAGAAUUCGAAGAGAUGUACUCCGACGAGUGGUCCAGUUCCAGCGAUGAGCAGGACGAGGGUACAGAGCUAUCCAAGAGUGUCCUGAAUGUCUUCCUCUCGCCGGACCAGCAAUCUCAGGUGGCCAGCCAGCUUCCUAUGUACGCCUUCCAGCCAUUGCGUCUCGUCAAGUGCCAGUACAGGGAUAAAAAUAUUCCCGGUGGAUUCCCUCUUGCACGCAGUGGCCACCGGAUCAUCGCCUCCAAUUCGCAUCUGUAUUCCCUGGGUGGCUACAAUCCGCGGAGCGCCAUGUCUGCAUCACGCCACGGCCGCUGCCUUCUCUUCCAGGAGCUAUGGAGUUACAACUUUGCCACCAGGACCUGGAGGCUGGAGCUGAAUGCGGGCAAUGCCGCCAAUAUGCCCGUGGAGCUGGCCUCCAAUGCAUUGACCAUUCACAAUAACGUGUUGAUUUCUCAUGGCGGCACUGGCUAUCCAUUUGGAGUAUCCUGCUCCAACGACUGUUACAUUUACCGAACGGCUAGCGCUGGCGCGACACCGGGCGUGGAUCGCCUGCAGGUGAAGGGUGACCUGCCCACGGCUCAGUACGGACCGGGAAUAGUGAUCCAUAAGCACUUUCUGUACACAAUCGGUGGAACGACGGGAUUUGAUUACACUUGUGAUGUUUAUCGUUUGGAUUUGCGCACCGGUAUAUGGGAGAAUGUAUACAUAAGUCGUCCGGAGAUGCGAGACGAUCCUGAAGGACGCUACCGUCAUGAGGUCGUUUAUGAUGGCAAGCACAUCUUUGUGCUGGGCGGCGGAACAUCGCACUCUGUAUACGAUUUGCAGCGCAUUCCGGCAUACAACCUGGAGGCGAACUGCUGGGAUUACUUUGAAACAUAUCCCGAUCAGCGUGCUGUGGAUGCAGAUGACGGCAACAGAGGCUAUCCAAAGCCGCGCAAGUGCUUUUCGUGUGUGCAACACCAGUCCUCCACUGGGGACAUCGAGGCCUUCAUCACGGGCGGUCUGCAAGGCGACUUCUCCACAUACUUUUCGGACAUCUGGAAGCUUAAUCUGCGCACCAAGCAUUGGUAUCGCAUCGAGACCGCCAUCCUGCCCCGCCCGCUCUACUUCCACUCGGCGGCCCACUCCGAUAAUGGAUGCAUGUACGUAUUCGGAGGCAUCGAGUACAUUGACAAGGAGAUGCGCCGCCGCAACGAUCUGUAUAAGAUGUGGAUGACAGUGCCCAAACUGAGCGAAAUGUGCUGGGACGCCAUCACAUACUAUAACGACAAUCUCGACUUGUACGACCGAAAAACGCUACUGAAAGCCGGUAUACCGAAACGUUUUACGGAACGCCUACCGCCGCAGCGCAGGAGGCGUUUGGACCCGAGCCAGCCAGACCCGUCCAUGCUAAUUUCGCUGUACUCGAACCCGAAACGUGCCCGAUCUUCGACGCAAUAAGCCUGCUACUGUUCCCACACAAAUAAAUCGAAAUCAAGGAGGGUAGCGGAGCCAUACUUUUUCGAAACUCUUUCAGUUGCAGAACUUUGUUAUCAUUGUUUUAAAGUUUUGUUUCACAUUGAGCGCGCGCUGUGAUCGAAUAUGAAGAACAUUUAUAGUUGUACACAUGUGUAUUUUGAUACUCGUGUUUCCUAUGCGGACAUGAUUAGCAUGUAAAUAAGAUUGUAAUUAAGUUUAGCUAGCGCAACAACAGCCAGAUGCAGGCCAUGCGUAUGUAUUCUAAACUACAGCUUACAGAUCAGCCAGCGCACCCCCAAAACGGAGCAUCAGAAAAAUUCACGAUAAAUCUAUGAAUCUUUUACCUGGUCCUCGAAUCUUACUUGCUAUAUCGAAACGCGGCCCUGAUAUAAUGUUCCACCCUCUUUAAAUCCAAAACACAUCCCACUUUGCACCCAAAACAAGACAAACAAAUAAACCCAUAAUUAAAGGCUACACCAAACAAUGUCAUAUAGAUGGAUAUCCCCAAUGUAUUUUUGUCAAAGUGUACAUAAUACUUAGCGGUAGUAAUAUUUAAUUAACAAUAAGACUCCAUCAAUAUUGCGAUAUCAUGUACCAAUGCAGUACUGCUCGCCCCCGUGGCGAACGUUGGUUUGCUCGGUUUACAUUACCCAAGACUAAAUUUGGUUGAAUCUAAGUUAAUAAAUAAAUUUCUAAUGCAACA
Molecule: messenger RNA, 3054 nt
Organism: Drosophila sechellia
Lineage: Eukaryota; Metazoa; Arthropoda; Insecta; Diptera; Drosophilidae
Gene: slim
Product: scruin like at the midline
Exons: 3
Coding region: 510-2333 (607 amino acids)
Biological process (GO): positive regulation of stress-activated MAPK cascade
Molecular function (GO): protein binding
Source: RefSeq, a predicted model, not a curated record